This is a messenger RNA of Drosophila obscura, 2190 nucleotides long. RefSeq lists its product as uncharacterized. The record is from RefSeq and is a predicted model, not a curated record. Gene Ontology annotation, biological process: proteolysis. NCBI's taxonomy places the organism in Eukaryota, Metazoa, Arthropoda, Insecta, Diptera, Drosophilidae. Gene Ontology annotation, molecular function: serine-type endopeptidase activity. The annotation marks the transcript as partial. The transcript is spliced from 6 exons.
GUAGUCCUCUUUGCUGGCUGCGUGUUGCUGCGUAUCCACGCCCAAGAGGACGACGACGAACAGCCGCUGCAUCUGACAAACGACGCGUCUUUCUUUCAGCCCCAACUCCAUGACAAGCGACUGGGUCGCCAGCUGCGCGAGGAUCUCGGCCAGAGCCUAAGCUCCGCAAGCAGCGGCAGCGGCAGUGGGAGUGGGAGCAGCAGUCAGUCCACAUCCACGUACGAGGAUGAUGAACAGGAUGAGGACGAUGUGGAGGGCUCCAGCGAGUACUAUGACAGCGAUGAGGAGCAGGACAGCAACGACUCGCUGCCACGAUUGCUCUCCCAGUCGACAUUCAAUCGGAUAUCGGAGACCCUGGGCGCCAUCAAUCAUGUGGGACACAUGCUGGUGGACAUGACCAGAGGGGGACAGGAUGCGGCCAAGCCGGAGAGUGAGGGAAGCGAUGACAAGAGCCCCGGCACCAGCUCCAGCACCACCUCCAGCUCCGCUUCCACCACAGAAACAACGCCCACUCCCGCCCCCGCCGGUGGCAGCAGCACGAAGAUCGUGACAUCCUCUCCUCUGGGCAGAUCGGAGCCCCUGCCGGGCAUCUCUGGCAAGCUGCUGGACAGCCCCAUUACACUCUCCGCCAACAGUUUGCUGCCAGCGGGCAGGCCAGCCAAUCUGAGUGCCAUUCAACAGGUGGCAACCAAAAGAAUAGGCGUCGAGUCCUCCCCCAUGUUCGUCGAGAACAAGGAGCUCAAGCAGAAGAAGAAAAAGAAGAAGAACAAGAACAAGCAGAAGCUGAAGCAGAAACCCAGCGAGGAUCAGCUGCAGGGCACGCAGCAGAUCCAGCAGAAGAUCAAAAUUCCAACGACGCCUCGAACCACCACCACCAGCAGCAGCAGCAGCACCCCGACAACCAGCAGCAGCACGAGGAUCACGCCAGUGACCCUACGACCUCUCGAUCAAUUGGCUUUGGCCAGCAGUGAGGAGGCGGAGGAGUCCGGCACGGGCAAGGAUGUGGAGAACUACUGCAAGACGCCAAGCGGCCGGGCGGGACGCUGCGAGGAUCUCAGCAGCUGUCCUGCGCUGCUGCUGAAUCUGAGCAGCCUGCGCGAGUCCCUGUGCUUCAAGAGUCUGUUCGUGCCGGGCGUCUGCUGUCCCCUGUCUUCGGUCAGCACUUCGGAGAGUUUCGCCCUGCAGAGCACCACGCAGAGGCCGCUCAAACUGACGGCCAAACCCACUCCCGGCAGCACCACCAAACGCACCACUGUGCGGCCAGCGACAGCCAGACCCACGACGCGGCCCACCUCUGGUCUGGUGCUCAUUCCCCAGAAGAAACCGCCAACCACCACUACGACGACAACGACAGAAGUGCCCCUGGAGCCCGAGGGCCUGGACGAGAUUGGCAACAACAUUGUGGAUCCGGACGAGUGCGGACAGCAGGAGUACUCCACGGGCCGGAUCGUGGGCGGCGUGGAGGCACCCAAUGGCCAGUGGCCCUGGAUGGCAGCCAUCUUUCUGCACGGCCCCAAGCGCACAGAGUUCUGGUGCGGGGGCUCCCUGAUUGGCAGCAAGUACAUCCUGACAGCGGCGCAUUGCACGCGGGACUCGAGGCAGAAGCCCUUUGCGGCACGACAGUUUACCGUGCGCUUGGGCGACAUAGAUCUGUCCACAGAUGCGGAGCCCUCGGAUCCGGUCACAUUUGCCGUGAAGGAGGUCAGGACGCAUGAACGCUUCUCACGCAUUGGUUUCUACAACGACAUUGCCAUUCUGGUGCUGGACAAACCCGUGAGGAAAUCGAAAUAUGUGAUACCCGUCUGCCUGCCCAAGGGCAUUCGAAUGCCACCGAAGGAGCGGCUGCCGGGACGCCGGGCCACUGUGGUGGGCUGGGGCACCACCUACUACGGUGGCAAGGAGUCCACCAGCCAGCGGCAGGCAGAGCUGCCCAUCUGGCGGAACGAGGACUGCGAUCGCAGCUACUUCCAGCCCAUCAACGAGAAUUUCCUGUGUGCUGGCUACUCCGAUGGCGGCGUGGAUGCGUGUCAGGGUGACUCUGGUGGGCCUUUGAUGAUGCGCUAUGACUCCCAUUGGGUGCAGCUGGGCGUUGUGUCGUUUGGCAACAAGUGCGGCGAGCCGGGCUAUCCUGGUGUGUACACACGUGUCACUGAGUACCUGGAAUGGAUACGAGAUCACACGCGUGACUGA